AUGCCUCGACCAGCCAUCUGCUCGCACUCCCUCGGACGAGCCUGGGUGCACGACCUGCCCUCCAAACUCGACCAAGCCGCCCGCCACGGCCUGGACAUCGAACUCUUCUACGAAGACAUGCUCUACGUCGCCCAAGACCUCCCCGGCGGCGCGACCCCCGCCAACCACAUCGCCGCCGCCCACCUCAUCCGUUCCAUGUGCGACCAACGCGACAUUGCCAUCAUCUGCCUGCAACCCUUCACGCACUACGACGGGCUCCGCGACCGCGCCCGCCACGCGGAGCGCGUGCAGGACUUCCGGCUGUGGCUCCAACUCGCUCCGAUCUUGGGCACACACCUCAUCGGCAUCCCGUCGACCUAUCUCCCCGAGGAGGAAGUCUCGGGCGACUACGACCUCAUCACCGCCGACAUGCAGGAGAUUGCCGAUCUCGCGCUGCCCCACGGGAUCGAACUGGCCUACGAAGCGCUGUGUUGGGGCACACACAUCGAUACCUGGGAGGCCACGUACGAGAUCGUCCAGCGAGUCAACCGGCCCAAUUUCAAACUCUGUCUGGAUACGUACAACAUCGCCGGCAGAGUCUACGCCGACCCCACCGCUCCCGGGGGGAAGAACCCGAAUGCCGAAGCAGAAAUGGCGGCCUCCAUAGCUCGAAUGGUACGCACCAUCAAUGUCGAAAAGUUGGCGUUCGUGCAAGUCGUCGACGCCGAACGGCUCUCUGCCCCGCUGGUGCCGGGACAUGAGUUCUAUGCUCCGGACCAGUGCGCUCGGAUGAGCUGGAGCAGGAACUGUCGACUCUUCUACGGCGAGCACGAGCGUGGCGCUUACCUUCCCGUCAAGGCCAUCUUGAAGGCCAUCCUGGUGGAUCUGGGGUAUAAAGGCCCCGUCAGCGCAGAGCUUUUCAACCGCAGCCUGGUGGAUCCCGCAGCAAGCGUGCCGGAAGAGCACGCUCGGAGAGCGACAGAGUCGUUCGAGAAGAUCGAGAGAGAUUUCGGUGUUGCCAGUGUGCCGAGGAAGAUUGAAGCUGCUUCUCCUCUGGAGCAGGCGCCGCGAGCUCAGCUAUAG
Messenger RNA from Lecanosticta acicola, 1062 nucleotides. NCBI's taxonomy places the organism in Eukaryota, Fungi, Ascomycota, Dothideomycetes, Mycosphaerellales, Mycosphaerellaceae. The record is from the annotation of a GenBank genome assembly.